Loxodonta africana (African savanna elephant) is the source of this 2061-nucleotide messenger RNA. RefSeq names its product protein kinase, membrane associated tyrosine/threonine 1 (gene PKMYT1). Gene Ontology annotation, cellular component: nucleus; cytoplasm. The transcript has 9 exons. Bases 399 to 1910 code for a protein of 503 amino acids. The record is from RefSeq and is a predicted model, not a curated record. Gene Ontology annotation, molecular function: protein tyrosine kinase activity; ATP binding. Gene Ontology annotation, biological process: protein phosphorylation; negative regulation of G2/MI transition of meiotic cell cycle; meiotic cell cycle. NCBI's taxonomy places the organism in Eukaryota, Metazoa, Chordata, Mammalia, Proboscidea, Elephantidae.
CCGGACCGGUCGGCGGCUGACUCCGGCUCGCCUCGCCGCCCCAAGGAUUCCCGCGGCCUCCUCCCGACCCAGAAUCAGGGACUGCACCAAGCGGCGCUCCGCCCACCCUCCCAGUGACCACCCCUGCCCCGGUGACAGCCCCUCUCCUGACUCUGUUCAUCAGGGCUUUUCCACGCCCACGGAGGUGACUCAGCAGUGGCCCUGCCCGGGAGGAACUCACAGUCUAGCGCGGCAGACGUGGCCAGCUGUUGUGUGCCCCCCAGUGAGAGGGUGAGGCCCCCGGAACCUGCGGAGGUCACCCCAACCUGGCUUGGGGUCAGGGCCACCCUGGAUUCACCUCGGAACCCCUUCUUCUUCUACCACCCCCACCCCUCUCCCAAGGCUGGUUUGGACAGGCCAUGGUGUUAGAACGGCUACCCACGCUGGCCAUGCCCAUGCCUACGAAGGGCACUCUGCCACCCCUGUGUGGCACCCCCACCCCAGUCCCUGCCUACUUCCGCCACGCAGAACCUGGCUUUUCCUUCAAGAGGCCCAGGGGUCUCAGUCGAAGCCUUCCGCCCCGGCCGCCUGCCAAGGGCAGCAUCCCCAUCAGCCGCCUCUUCCCCUCACGGACCCCAGGGUGGCACCAGCCCCAGCCCCGGAAAGUGUCCUUCUGGGGUGAGGCCUCAGAGACCCUGCAGAGCUCUGGCUAUAACCCGAGCCGGCCUGAGUCCUUCUUCCAGCAGUGUUUCCAGCGGCUCGGCCUCCUGGGCCACGGCUCCUAUGGAGAGGUGUUCAAGGUUCGUUCCAAGGAAGAUGGCCGCCUGUAUGCCAUCAAGCGCUCCGUGUUGCCGUUCCGGGGCCCGAAGGACCGCGCCCGCAAGCUGGCUGAGGUGGGCAGCCACGAGAAGGUGGGGCGUCACCCACGCUGUGUGCGGCUGGAGCGUGCCUGGGAGGAAGGUGGCCUGCUGUACCUGCAGAUGGAGCUGUGUGGGCCCAGCCUGCAGCAGCACUGUGAGGCCAAGGGCACCGGCCUACCUGAGGCCCAGGUCUGGGGUUACCUGCGGGACACCCUGCUCGCCCUGGCCCACCUGCACAGCCGAGGCUUGGUCCACCUUGACAUCAAGCCUGCCAACAUCUUCCUGGGGCCUUGGGACCGCUGCAAGCUGGGUGACUUUGGGCUGCUGGUAGAGCUGGGUGCAGCUGGGGCUUGUGAGGCCCAAGAGGGGGACCCCCGCUACAUGGCCCCCGAGCUGCUGCAGGGCUCCUAUGGGACAGCGGCAGACGUGUUCAGUCUGGGCCUCACCAUCCUGGAAGUGGCCUGCAAUAUGGAGCUGCCUCACGGUGGGGAGGGCUGGCAGCAGCUGCGCCAGGGCUAUCUGCCCCCUGAGUUCACUGCAGGUCUGUCUGCUGAGCUACAUGGCGUCCUUGCCAUGAUGCUGGAGCCGGACCCCACACUGCGGGCCACGGCCGAGGCCCUACUGGCCCUACCCAUGCUCAGGCAGCCAAGGCCCUGGAGUGUCCUGUGGUACAUGGCAGCUGAAGCCCUGAGCCGAGGUUGGGCCCUGUGGCAGGCCCUGCUGGCCCUGCUAUGCUGGCUUUGCCACAGGCUGGCCCACCCUGCCAGCUGGCUGCAGCCCCGGGGCCCUCCAGCCACCCCGCCUGGCUCGCCACCCUGCAGCUUCCUCCUAGACAGCAGCCUCUCCAGCAACUGGGAAGAUGACAGCUUCAGGCCCUCACUCUCUCCAGAGGCUGUCCUGGCCAGGACUGCUGGGAGCACCUCUACCCCCCACAGCGGCUCCCCUGCCCCCUGGAGCAGGGACCCCCUGGACCUAAGUGACAUUGACUCAGCACCUUCUCUGGGCUCCUUCCCUUCUUUCGAGCCCCGGAAUCUCCUCAGCCUAUUUGAGGACUCACUGGACUCAACCUGAGCCCCACAGCCCAACCUCAGUACUUUUAACCUUUUACCCCCGCCCCUCCCAAAUGCGGGUGCCCCUCUGGGGACCCCCAAUGCCCUCUGCCUAGCAUGUCUAAUAAAAGUUAUUUGAGUCUUGGGAGCACCCCAGCUUGCUCAGGUGGCAA